Molecule: messenger RNA, 632 nt
Organism: Juglans microcarpa x Juglans regia
Lineage: Eukaryota; Viridiplantae; Streptophyta; Magnoliopsida; Fagales; Juglandaceae
Exons: 2
Coding region: 103-477 (124 amino acids)
Biological process (GO): cell fate determination
Source: RefSeq, a predicted model, not a curated record
AUCUAAACGAGUUAAAAGUCGUUCGAACUAUCCAUGGGGUCUAUAUAACAUGGCAAUGCAGCCACGAAAACUCCCCGCCCAGGCUCUCUACAGAACUGCAAAAUGCAAAGCCGAACAGCUUUCAAGCUUCUCUCCACUUUCCUCACAUUCUCGUGCCUCUUAAACCAAGGGUUGGGGGCAAAUUGUGCAGGAAAUUCUCCAACAGUGAAUCAGACAGAGGUGGGGUUCGGGGAGCCUCCAAAAUUCAUGGUGGAAGUGCAGAACAAGUGCCCUAUGUGCCCAAUCAUCAAUGUUCAUUUGAACUGCGGAAGCUUUCCUCAACGUUUGGUGAGUCCCAGGCUGCUCAAAGUGAUAGGCUUUGAUGACUGUGUCCUCAACGCUGGGUUGCCUUUGGCACCCUUGCAGACUUUUUCUUUCAACUACUCUCAUCACAUGUUUGUCAUGCAUCCAACGAACUGGUCUUUUCAGUGCGAGUGACAGUCCGCUGCCAUACCACCUGGGAUCUAAUCUAGUUUUUAUUUUUGGGUGUUACUGUUCUAUACCACCUCAUCUAUAUAUGUUUUUAUGUUUUGGUAUCCUACAUAUUACUAUAUGUACUAACCAAAGAAGACAAUGAAUUUCCUUUUUAAUUA